AUGUCAUCCAGUGGUGGGGUUCCUCUCAACAUUAGUGACUCAGUCCUCCAUGGCGUUCUAAGUUCAUCCUCACCCUCUUUUUCUCCCUCCACCACCCCUCCAUCUCCAACCUGCAGCAUAGAUGAGUCCUACAAGUACAUUUUCCUCCCCAUCUGUUACUCUUUCACAUUCAUCUUCAGCAUUUCCCUUAACUCUGUUGUCCUCUACCGUUCUUUCCGCCAGACCAAACGCUGGAAUGCCUCUCUGAUAUACAUGGUCAACCUAGCCUCUACAGACUUCAUGUAUGGCCUGUCACUGCCAUUCCUUGUGGCUAGUUACAUCAUGCAUGACCGUUGGGUCUUUGGGGACUUCAUGUGCCGCCUUGUCCGUUUUCUCUUUUACUUUAACCUCUACUGCUCCAUCUUCUUCCUCACUUGCAUCUCUGUCCACAGGUACCUCGGUAUCUGCCACCCAAUGAAAGUGAUCACACUGGAGACCAAGAAGGCUGUCAAGUACACUUGUGUUCUGGUUUGGAUUGUGGUUUUUGCUUUGACCUGCCCUAUAUUCCGGUUUGCUCAGACUGGUCAUGUGACAAGAUUGGGGGGGGCUGGCACCAAUUCAAGCAUAACUGACGAGCCAAACUAUGAGAUAUCAGCUAUUAAUGGUAAUGCAAGCCAUGAUAACUUGGGAGGUGUCACUGAGGAAUACCAGAACUGUUGGGAUGAUGCAAUAGAUAAGGAGUUCCCUGAUUACAUACCCUAUGGCAUCAUACUCCAUUUGCUGGGCUUUUUUUUACCUUUUUCUAUAAUUGCUUGGUGUUAUUCUCAUGUUGUUCUAACCAUAUUUAGAACUCUGCAUUCGCGCCCCUCAUCCCACAGAGGCAAGAGAGAGGGAGGACAUGAGGGAGUGGAGAGAAGAUGGAGAACAAACUUUGCAAUUGCUGGAAGUGCCCACUCCCCAUAUGCCAAUCGCAGACGCAAAUCUAUCAGGACCAUUAUCACUAUCACUCUCCUCUUUGCUCUUUGUUUCCUCCCCUUUCAUGUCACCAAAACAAUUUUCCUCCUGUUGAAAGUGACAAGGAGAGUUCCCUGUCCUACCAUGACCAUGGUCUCCAUGUGCUAUAAGAUUACAAGGCCUUUGGCGUCAUUCAACGCUUGGCUUAACGCCCUACUUUACUUCCUAACUAAAGACAAGGGGGGAGCCCACUGCUGCCAGACAGUAAACGGCAACACUCAGCAACAUGGCGCGCUUCUGUUACCACUGAAGAUGAUGAGAAAAGGAGAGAAUGCAGAGAAUGAGAUUGAAGACAUAAUGGACAAUAAGGAGAAUAAAGCAUUUAACAGCCCGUCAUACGUAAACAGAGCAAAAGUCACAUAUAUAGUUGAAUGA
Messenger RNA from Limanda limanda (common dab), 1368 nucleotides. RefSeq names its product P2Y purinoceptor 3. Bases 1 to 1368 code for a protein of 455 amino acids. The record is from RefSeq and is a predicted model, not a curated record. NCBI's taxonomy places the organism in Eukaryota, Metazoa, Chordata, Actinopteri, Pleuronectiformes, Pleuronectidae. Gene Ontology annotation, cellular component: membrane. Gene Ontology annotation, molecular function: oxysterol binding; G protein-coupled receptor activity. The transcript is spliced from 2 exons. Gene Ontology annotation, biological process: G protein-coupled receptor signaling pathway.